UUUUCAAAAAAAAAAAACGGCUGUGUGAAUGGAGCUAAACGGCUAAACUGAUAAAUAAGGAUUCGACGCUUGUUUUACUUUGAUAUGAAUAAUAAAUGUAACUGUUUACUGAAAUACGUAAACAGUUCGUAGUUUUAUGUUUUAGUUUUAUAGCAUCUUGUCGUUUCCAGACGGAAAAACGCCCAUAACGGGGUGUAGCGGCUGCGCAGCCCUUUUUUUUUCGAUCUGCGCAAACCGGGUGGAAGUUGAGCAGCUCGAACGCUCCCGAAAAAAUAUAAUAAUCGUAACCCGGACAUUCCAGUGUUGUGUCAUGGUGGUUGAAUAAGAAUUUUGAAGAACAUCUGCGCUUUUUAAACAUGUUUCGACUCUGCAGAAGAGCUGUUUUCAUCCACGAGCAAUGGAUAGUGAAGGUCAACUUGCCAUUAAGUCCUUACUCGACCUCUCCGGUCAGACUGGGUGUUCUGCGGAAGGCGAAUGAAAAGUGUGAGCGCUUCUUAGAGCAGAGAUUUCCUCGCUUUUCCAUCCUGUACCACACCCUGAGGAAAGGAUUUCGGCUCCUGUUAGAAGACGUGAAGGAGGUUAGUAGGAUAAAGAGGACCAUAUGGAUGAAUAACAUGCACUACAGAGAGCUCCCGUAUCGAGAGCUGAAGAGACUCAUCCUGUUUCGACGUGACAUGGUUAAAGCCAUUCCGCUGCUCGUGAUCUCACUUCCUCCCUUCGCCAUCGGCUUGGUGCUCAUCCUCAUGUGUUUGUUUCCACGUCAGCUUUUGUUUCGACAUUUCUGGACGCCGCAGCAGCAGAGGAAGUUCCAGAUGAUUGACCACAUAAAACGUUCUCAGUGUCAGGCGAAGAUCCUGGACAGCUUGGUGUUGAGUGUGCCGCGUGUGAGCGCGUGGCAUCAGAGGAGCCUCCUCAACCUGUGCUCCAAGGUUCAGGGAGGGAAACACCCAAGAGUCUCGGAGGUCCGCGCCGUACGAGACGUCUUCUUCGAGUCUUCUCCACUGGGACUGCAGCGUCUGGAACCUCGUCACCUGAGAUUGUUAGGUUCUCAGCUCCCUGUAAUCGUGUGGUUUCCCAGUUUCCUGGUGCGCAGGCGGCUCACCACCAAAGCCCUGGGCCUGCUGUAUCUGGACCGCGCCCUGCAGCGUCUCGGGCUCGAUCAGCUCACUGAGGAAGAAAUGAGACAAGCGUGUGACUUCCGCGGGCUGAACCCCAGCCGGCUGACCUCCAGUGAGUGUACAGAGUGGCUUCAUCAGUGGCUGGAGCUCUCCGCAAAGGUCAAAGAUUAGUCACUAAUUUGUUGCUGAUUCAUCACUGAUUCGUCACUGGUUUGAAACUGAUUCGUCACUGGUUUGAAACUGAUUCGUCACUGAUUUGAAACUGAUUCGUCACUGAUUUGUUGCUGUUUUUGUUGCUGAGUCCUUACGGAUUAGUCACUAAUUUGUUGUUGAUUCAUCACUUUGUUGCUGUUGAUUUGUUGCUGUUUUUGUUGCUGAUGCAUCAAUGAUUCAUAAAUGAUUCAUCACUGAUUUGUUGCUUUUUUUUUUGUUGCUGAAUCAUUGCUGAUUUGUCACUGAAUUUACACUAAAUCAUUCAUACGGCAAAACUUAAAAAAAAAAUUAUUAUGCCUAUAUAUCCAUAUAUCCAUCACAUAUUCAUGUUAUCAAGAUUUUUUACACUGAGCCCAUUUAGUAUACAUUUACAUUAUAUACAUUUAUAUACAUUUAGUCCAGGGGUGUGCAGGCUUUCGUUCCACCCGACUAGAAGUCACCCCUGGUUCCACUUGUUUAAUCAGUUCAUCUUGGUCUCUAAUCAGCUGUCAUGUGUGCUUCCUGUUUGGCUGCUAUGAAAGCCUGCAGCCACACCGGUCCCUUGAGGAUAAGAUUGAAGUCCCCUGAUUUAGUCAGUUCUCCCAGCUAAGCUCCUUUCUGAAAUGUCAUCUCCCCCAUGAGGCUCAUUACUCAACUCUAGAGUCAUUCAGCGUAUAAAACGGAUGAAUCAGUGCACAACAGUGACCAAGUAACUCAGUCAUUAAAGACCGAAUCAUUCAGGAAUUAAACAUCUUUAUGCCUUUUAUGCCUGAUGAGAUACACAUUACACCGUCCUGCUUGUUUAAAUAAUUCUGCUUUAUCUGAUAUAUUUGCUGAUUUUCCUGAAGGUUUCUGUUUGUUCUCACUCCACAGAAUCAGAAAUCUCACUGUUGCUGCACAGUAUGACGCUGCUCACGCUCAACUACCCACCCGUGACCAAGUGAACCAAACGCAAUUCUCACCUCAACGUCUCCUUCCUCCUGUUUACUGAAGCUACUCUUCACCUCAACCUCUCCUUCCUCCUGUUUACUGAAGAACCUCUUCACCUCGACUUGCCUGAGUCUUCACCUCAACAUCUCCUUCCUCCUGUUUACUGAAGCUCCUCUUCACCUCAACAUCUCCUAUCUCCUGUUUACUGAAGCUCCUCUUUGCCUCGACUUGCCUGAAUCUUCACCUCAACAUCUCCUAUCUCCUGUUUCCUGAAGAACCUCUUCACCUCGACUUGCCUGAAUCUUCACCUCAACAUCUCCUUCCUCCUGUUUACUGAAGCUCCUUUUCACCUCAACAUCUCCUUCCUCCUGUUUACUGAAGCUCCUCUUUGCCUCGACUUGCCUGAAUCUUCACCUCAACAUCUCCUUCCUCCUGUUUACUGAAGCUCCUCUUUGCCUCGACUUGCCUGAAUCUUCACCUCAACCUCUCCUUCCUCCUGUUUACUGAAGAAUUUCUUCACCUCAACCUCUCCUUCCUCCUGUUUACUGAAGCUCCUCUUCACCUCGACUUGCCUGAAUCUUCACCUCAACAUCUCCUAUCUCCUGUUUACUGAAGAACCUCUCCACCUCGACUCUGUACCGUUUACACACCUGCUCCUCUUUUCCCCCAUCACAGCAUUCCACUCACAUUUCUGUUUAAAGCUCGCUGACAAACCAGUUCACAUUUAAAGCCUGGAAGUCUAAAGUCAUUUGCAUAAAGUGACUCACUUUAGUGCUAUUUUAAAGCCCAAUCUGUGCAGAAAUGAUGCUCUGUGGUUUUUUUUGUUUUUUUUCUUGUGGAAAAAGUAUGCAGAAGUGUUCUUACAACAUUGACAUUACUUGAUGUAAUCAUGUUUAAGCAGUUUAAUUUUUAUAUUAUAAUAGAUAUAAUUAUUCAGUUUUAUAUCUCAGCUUUGUACAUCUCUGUGAUUACAGUCAAACCUCAUAUCUUUGCUUAUUUAAUCUCAGGUUGCUUCUUUUUAAUUUCCAUUUUGAAUUGUUUUGAAUUGUUGCAAUGUGUUUUUUUAAAUAAUUAUUAUUUUUGCGUGGCCUCUUGAGAGUAUAAUAAUAUAAAAUAAUAUGAGUGAAGAAGCCAGUGUGGUGUUUUUCUUCUUUAUAUCCUGCUUCUGUUAGAAUUCGGUAAACGCUGUUGGAUAAGUUAGAAAGCUAAUGUUUUAACAUUUUUAUAACAUUUUUAAUAUCAUUUCCCAUCAACACAAAAGUGUCAAACCUCAUAUACAAACCCAUUAAUAGGUUACCUGUUACCUUUCUUUCUUUCUUAUUUAAUAUCUAUUAACAUUGCUACACUAUAUGGCCAAAAGUAUGUGCACCCCUGACAAUCACACGCA
Messenger RNA from Pangasianodon hypophthalmus (striped catfish), 3627 nucleotides. RefSeq names its product LETM1 domain-containing protein 1. The transcript is spliced from 9 exons. Bases 357 to 1289 code for a protein of 310 amino acids. Gene Ontology annotation, molecular function: ribosome binding. Gene Ontology annotation, biological process: intracellular monoatomic cation homeostasis. Gene Ontology annotation, cellular component: mitochondrial inner membrane. The record is from RefSeq and is a predicted model, not a curated record. NCBI's taxonomy places the organism in Eukaryota, Metazoa, Chordata, Actinopteri, Siluriformes, Pangasiidae.